This is a messenger RNA of Acomys russatus (golden spiny mouse), 894 nucleotides long. RefSeq names its product centrin-4. Gene Ontology annotation, cellular component: centrosome; centriole. The transcript is spliced from 5 exons. Gene Ontology annotation, biological process: centriole replication; nucleotide-excision repair; mitotic cell cycle. Gene Ontology annotation, molecular function: calcium ion binding. The record is from RefSeq and is a predicted model, not a curated record. Bases 72 to 587 code for a protein of 171 amino acids. NCBI's taxonomy places the organism in Eukaryota, Metazoa, Chordata, Mammalia, Rodentia, Muridae.
GAGCCUAAGGAGAUUUAAGGAUUACAACACAAGUGUCUGCGCGGAGAGGCAGCGGCUUUGGGGGAUGUGCCAUGCUUUACUCGGCAUCCGGCCACCGCACGACUUUAGACCAAUGGAAGAAAAAAGCAGCAAAAGUUGAACUGAAUGACACCCAAAAGCAAGAAAUUAAAGAGGCCUUUGACUUAUUCGAUAUCGAUGGGUCCGGAACCAUAGAUGUGAAAGAACUGAAGAUUGCAAUGCGGGCCUUAGGGUUUGAGCCGAAGAAGGAAGAAGUUAAACAAAUGAUAGCUGACAUUGACAAGGAAGGCACUGGCACCAUUGCUUUUGAAGAUUUUUUUGCCGUUAUGAGUGUAAAAAUGAGUGAGAAGGAUGAGAAAGAAGAAAUCCUGAAGGCGUUUAAAUUAUUUGAUGACGACAGUACUGGAAGCAUAUCACUAAACAACAUCAAGAGGGUUGCCAGGGAACUAGGGGAAAACUUAACAGACGCCGAAUUACAGGAGAUGCUUGAUGAAGCCGACCAUGACGGGGAUGGAGAGAUAAACGAGGAAGAAUUUUUGAGAAUGAUGAGGAAGACCAGUAUUUAUUAGCUUUGCCUUCUAGGAAGUCUUGACAGCUUGCCCGUUCAGCAGUUCAGUAAUUUAAUACUUUAGCGCAUUCAUUUCCAUUUUUAGUUUCUGGGCUCAGCUUGGUCUCCUGCUGUGUAAUCCAUGUAAGAAGUUAUGCGUCUCUACCGGUGUCAUUAAAUCUGUAGUAGCAAGAAACAAAAGCAUGGCUUAUUUGAGCAUCGAGCCCCCAACAGUAUUUCCAUGUGCUAUUUUUUAAACCUCUAGGUUUCAAAAACAUUUAAAAUUUAUUUUUCAGUUUAAUAAACUUGGCCCCAGAUCCAGAUAUAAU